Molecule: messenger RNA, 666 nt
Organism: Penicillium angulare
Lineage: Eukaryota; Fungi; Ascomycota; Eurotiomycetes; Eurotiales; Aspergillaceae
Exons: 3
Coding region: 1-666 (221 amino acids)
Biological process (GO): peptidyl-glutamate ADP-deribosylation
Source: RefSeq, a predicted model, not a curated record
AUGGCCAUGUCUCAACCAGCAAACCAAAGCGAACAAGCUGAGCUCGACUCAGCGAAGUUAGAGAUAUCUUCCAGUGCCCCAAUCAAGCGAGAAAUAGAAGGCGAUCUCUUUGACGCACCCAGCGGAUCUGUUCUGAUGCAUGCCUGCAGCGCCCAGGGCGUAUGGGGAAAAGGCAUUGCCCUCGAGUUCAAAAGAACCUACCCUGCAGCAUUCCAGAUAUACAAAACCUACUGCAUGGAGCAACUGAGCAAUCCGGGAACUCACGAUAUCCCCAACAAAGUUGGCAAUCGUCCUCCGCGUUUGUAUGCUCGCUAUCCUGUUGGUACGACUUUAAUCAUUCCACCACAAGAUGAGGAUCAAAAUAGAGGUCGCCCAGCACAUUGGAUUGCCUGCAUGUUUACCUCGUAUGACUAUGGAAGGCGAAUCGAUAGCCCACAAACCAUCAGAAUCCAUACCGCUGCUGCUUUGGAUGAUUUGAAGAUCCAGCUUGAAAUGAUGCUGUCCGAGGAUCAGAGUCAGAGUCAGGGUGCUGAAUGUCCUAAGGAGCUUUACUCGUGUCGAUUCAAUUCGGGUCUGUUCCACAUUCCUUGGGCGAUGACAAGGUUCACACUUGAGAGAGCGCGCCUCCCGUUGCCUUUGACUGUGGUCUAUCCGCCGAAUAAUUGA